Molecule: messenger RNA, 5510 nt
Organism: Rana temporaria (common frog)
Lineage: Eukaryota; Metazoa; Chordata; Amphibia; Anura; Ranidae
Gene: ABCC2
Product: ATP binding cassette subfamily C member 2
Exons: 32
Coding region: 194-4846 (1550 amino acids)
Biological process (GO): transmembrane transport
Cellular component (GO): apical plasma membrane
Molecular function (GO): ATP binding; ATP hydrolysis activity; ABC-type transporter activity
Source: RefSeq, a predicted model, not a curated record
CCAAUAGGACUGUUCUGCACUGAAAUGCCCUUUUCUGAGUAAAACAUCCCAGGUUGGGUGGAGGGGACUUUUAACCUGCUGAAUCACUGAGUGUGAUCACUGCUUCUUCCAUAAGCCAUGAAGAACUUAUAACACAACAACACAAGCCAAUAUCGGGAUACAGAGCCUAGGAGCCAUCAGUCCACCUCCAACCAUGUCUCAGGCUCUAGAUAAAUAUUGUGGGUCUGUCUUCUGGAAUUCCUCCUACUUGGAGCGACCAGAUCCGGACUUUCCAGUGUGUUUUAACCAGACUGUUUUAGUGUGGAUUCCUCUGAUCUUCUUCUGGCUCUUCGCUCCAUGGCAGCUACUCUACUUCUGCAAACGGGGCAAAGUGAAAUCCCCUAAUUCUAAACUGUACCUGGCUAAGCAGUUCUUGGCCUUGUUGCUGUUCUUCACAUCUGUUGCUGAAAUAGGGAUCACGGUGUCAGAGCACAUAACGGAACAAGCUAGUGCUUACCCUGACAAAAUCGUCCCUGCUGUCCUAUAUAUUAAUCCUCCCCUCUAUGCUGUGACAUGGAUCAUGGUUUUACUAAUUCAUCACAGCCGGCGGUAUUGUAUCCGAAAGGAUUCUGGAACCUUGUUCAUCUUUUGGACUCUGUCCAUAGUUUGUGGCGUUUUCCCCUUACAGUCUUUAAUCCGAACUGCACUUAAGGAGGAGAUUCCUGACCUCCCUCGCUACUGCUUGUUUUUCAUCUCAUAUAGCCUCCAAGUUAUCAUGAUUGUCAUGUCAUCCUUCUCAGAGGAUAAUGAACACACGAAGAAGAAUCCAGAGUUGACAGCGUCCUUUUUAAGCAGGAUCACCUUCAACUUCUAUAACAGGAUUGUUGUGACAGGAUAUAAGCGACCACUAGAGUUUGAAGAUCUUUGGGAAUUAAAUAAACCUGACCAGUCUAAGGUCAUUUAUGAUAAUUUUGACAAACAUAUGAAGAGGGAAGUCGCUAAAGCCAAGCAGGAGCUGGAGAAGCGUAGAAACAAGAGAAGGCAAAAGGGCAACAGCAUUGAAAUGAAUGGACUAAGCAAAGCACAAAGUCAGAAUGUGCUUCUGGAUGAAAAGAAAAAAGGGAAAAAGAAGAAAGAAUCUAUAGAUGGAACAGCUAAAGAUUACCCCAAGUCCUGGCUCUAUAAGACCCUCAUUAAGGCUUUUUCCAAUGUCCUCCUUCAGUCGGCGUUCUUCAAACUUAUCCACGACCUUCUCGUGUUUGUCAGCCCUCAGAUACUGAAGCUGAUGGUCUCGUUUACCUCCAACCCAGCGGAAUUCCAGUGGAAGGGCUAUUUCUACGCCACUUUGCUCUUGGUUACCGCCUUAGUUCAGUCCCUUUGCCUCCAGCAGUACUUCCAAGGCUGUUUUGUUUUGGGGAUGCGGGUGCGGACGGCACUGAUGGCUGCUGUAUACAAGAAAGCUUUGACAGUUUCUAAUGCUAUCCGGAAGGAGUCGACUGUUGGGGAAACGGUGAACCUGAUGUCUGCAGAUGCUCAGAGAUUCAAUGAACUGACAAACUUCAUCCACCUCAUCUGGUCAUCACCAAUGCAGAUCGCUAUAUCAGUGGUCUUUCUGUGGGAAGAGCUGAAGAUCGCAGUUCUGGCAGGCCUAGGGGUGAUGAUCCUGCUGAUCCCCAUCAAUGCUGUGCUGGCCACCAAAUCGAAGUCCUUUCAGACAGAAAACAUGAAGAACAAAGAUAAACGUUUGAAAAUAAUGAAUGAAAUUCUCAAUGGCAUCAAGAUCUUGAAGCUAUACGCCUGGGAAACAUCAUUUGAGAAGCAGGUGGAGGUUAUUCGUGAGAAGGAACUGAAGAACAUGUUACGCUUCGCCUACCUCUUCUCCGUGUCACUUUUCGUCUUUACCUGCGCUCCUUUCCUGGUGUCCGUUGCCAGUUUUGCUGUCUUUGUGGUGCAGGAUCCGAGUAAUGUCCUAACUGCAGAAAGGGCUUUCACCUCCAUCUCACUCUUCAAUAUUUUGCGCUUCCCUCUCGCCAUGUUGCCCAUGCUCAUCUCCAACAUGGUGCAGACUAAUGUUUCCUGUGCCCGGUUGGAGAAGUACUUGGGAGGAGAUGACUUGGAUAACUCCACUAUUCUUAAUGACCCCGAUCUUGACGUAGCUAUCCGAUUCACAGAUGCCACCUAUACCUGGGAGCCGGACACUGCGCCAGUGGUGAAUAAUGUUAACCUGGACAUUAAAGAAGGUCAUCUAGUCGCUGUAGUCGGCAGUGUUGGUUCAGGAAAGUCAUCCUUGAUUUCCGCAAUGCUUGGAGAAAUGGACAACGUCAAAGGAAACAUCAGUAUCAAGGGCUCCCUGGCUUAUGUUCCUCAACAAGCCUGGAUCCAGAAUGCCACCCUGAAGGACAACAUCCUGUUUGGGGCACCUCUGGAUGAGAAGCGAUAUCAGAAGGUGCUGGAGGCCUGCGCACUACUGCCCGAUUUGGAGAUCUUGCCCGGAAAGGACAUGUCUGAAAUAGGAGAAAAGGGUAUAAAUCUGAGUGGAGGGCAGAAGCAGCGGGUGAGCCUGGCUCGGGCAGUCUAUCAGGACACAGAUAUCUACAUUAUGGAUGACCCACUCUCAGCCGUCGAUGCCCAUGUUGGGAAACACAUUUUUGAGAAGGUGGUCGGUCCCAAUGGAUUGCUAAAAGACAAGACUCGUAUCUUGGUGACGCACGGUGUCAGUUUUCUCAAGCACACAGAUGAAAUUGUGGUAUUGGUGAACGGAAAUGUCACCGAAACUGGCUCCUGCAAAACACUACUGGCAAACAAAGGAGCCUUUGCCGAGUUUCUGAAAACCUAUGCAAAGCAAGACCACAGCCACGAUGUAGACCCCACAGUAUUGCUGGCUGUGGAUGAGAAUGAUGACAGCGAGGAUCCAAUAGUAGAAGCUAUGAAGGUGACGGAGGACAUUGUGAGUGUAACACUAAAGCGAGAAAACAGUCUACACAAGAAGAGACUGGGCAGUAUGAAUGGCACAUUAAGGAGAUCUUUGAAGAAGUCAAUAAAGGAGGAGGAGGUGAAGAAAAUGGCUAAAGGACAACAGCUGAUUGAGAAGGAGACGGUAGAGACUGGGAAGGUGAAAUUCUCGGUGUACGGAAAGUACAUGCGUGCCGUAGGAUGGGGGUACACAAUCUGGAUCUUAGUCGCCUACAUCUUACAGAACGUAGCUUUUGUUGGACAGAACAUUUGGCUGAGUGACUGGACUAAAGAUGCGGUUACCUAUUUCAACCAGACCUACUCGUCUUCACAGAGAGACAUGAGGGUUGGCGUGUUCGGGGCCUUAGGAGUAGCACAAGGGAUCUUCGUGUUUGCUGGUGCAUUUCUGGUUGCUGCGGGUACAGUGCGCGCAUCACGGCUCCUUCAUGUACAGCUCCUCCGCAAUAUGCUCCACGUUCCUAUGCAGUUUUUUGACACGACUCCAACUGGGCGAAUUGUCAACAGGUUCGCCAAGGAUAUCUUCACGGUGGAUGAGACCAUCCCCAUGUCGUUCCGCAGCUGGGUAUCCUGCGUACUGGGAGUCGUCGGCACGUUGUUUGUCAUCUGCUUGGCCACGCCCAUCUUUGCCGCCAUCAUCAUCCCUCUGGCCAUUUUCUAUUAUUUUGUCCAGAGGUUUUAUGUCACCACUUCACGACAACUGCGGAGGUUGGAUUCUGUCACGAGAUCUCCCAUCUAUUCCCACUUCGGGGAGACGGUGUCUGGCCUGUCGGUCAUCCGUGCCUAUGGACAUCAGCAAAGGUUCCUCCAACAUAAUGAAAACACAAUUGACAUCAAUCAGAAGAGCGUUUACUCCUGGAUUGUUUCCAACAGGUGGCUGGCCAUUCGUCUGGAGUUCGUAGGUAACCUUGCGGUUUUCUUUGCUGCCCUCUUUGCGGUGCUGGCCCGUAACACAGUGGACAGCGGGACUGUUGGAUUGUCUAUUUCCUCAGCCCUUAAUAUCACACAGACCCUGAACUGGCUGGUCAGGAUGACAUCAGAGCUGGAGACCAAUAUUGUGGCUGUGGAGCGUGUAGACGAGUACAUCAAGGUGGAGAACGAGGCACGAUGGGAAACCGAUCAGCGACCACCACAGGACUGGCCCGAGAAGGGGGUUGUGAAGUUUGUGGACUACAAAGUGCGUUAUCGGGAGGAGCUGGACCUCGUCCUUCAUGGGAUCACAUGUACUGUGAACAGUAUGGAGAAGGUGGGAAUAGUCGGAAGAACGGGCGCUGGAAAGUCUUCACUCACCAACUGCAUUUUCCGGAUUAUUGAAGCAGCAGGAGGCCAAAUCAUCAUCGAUGGGCACGACAUUUCCACCAUCGGCCUCCAUGACCUGCGCAAGAAACUGACCAUCAUUCCCCAGGAUCCAAUUCUGUUCUCCGGCACACUGAGGAUGAAUCUGGACCCGUUUGACCAAUACACAGACGAGGAAGUAUGGAAAGCUCUGGAACUCUCCCAUCUCAAGCCUUACGUGGAAGGUUUACAGGAGAAGCUCUUCUAUGAAGUCAGCGAGGGAGGAGAGAACCUGAGUGUCGGUCAGCGGCAGUUGGUGUGUCUGGCUCGGGCUUUGCUUCGCAAAUCCAGAAUUCUGAUUCUUGAUGAAGCCACGGCGGCGGUGGACCUGGAGACUGAUAAUUUGAUUCAGAAGACGAUUCGCAGUGAAUUUGCGGACUGUACGGUGCUGACCAUCGCACAUCGCCUGCACACCAUCAUGGACAGCAACAAGGUCAUGGUGCUGGAUGCAGGUAAAAUCAUAGAGUACGGUGAGCCGGAGGAGCUCCUACGUAGCAAUGGGCACUUUGCUUCUAUGGCCAAGGAUGCUGGAAUUGAAGGUGCUAAGAGUACUAUUCUAUGAGGACUGAACUGUACUGCCCAUGUGUGCUUAGACCACGCAUUGGCCAACCAAGGACCAAAUGGCAUUAACUCAAAUGAACUAAAAAGAGCUGGAAAUGGGGAGUACUUCUAGAACAUUGGGGGAAACGUUGGAUUCCAGUAUAGCGGGAUGUGGACUAAGAUGACACUAAGGCCAUGCUGUGGGUGUCGUUGGAUUGUGGGUGUCGUUGGAUUGUGGGUAGUUGUACUAUACAUGGUGCUUCUGUGGUUUUUACCUUUUAAUGGGUCCUGAAGACAAAACUGAAUUCGUAAAAUUACAGCCACUUUGACAAGAUAUCCAUCUUCCUGCAAUGCAAGGAGCUUAUUAUUUUUUUGCAAAAGAUGGAUGCUCAUAUCAGUAGAAAAGUAUACGAGUAAAACUAAUAUCAUUACUAAGGUGAGCCUGUGCUGGGUUCAAAAGCGUCCCAAACCACGGCUUCCAUCCAAUAGCAGACCUCCAGGUACUUCUGGUAACCUAUCUUCUUCCUCGAGAGUCUGGGAACCCUGGGGGAGGUCUCUAUUAUGCAAAUCUUGACUCAACAAAAAGCUCAUUGUAUUUAUGAUUGUGAAUGAUACAAGAGUAAUGUGGCAUUUAUCAAUGUGUGUUUUGUUUUCUUUGUAUAUGCUGUAAACGAACAUUUUUUUUU